Molecule: messenger RNA, 1092 nt
Organism: Aspergillus steynii IBT 23096
Lineage: Eukaryota; Fungi; Ascomycota; Eurotiomycetes; Eurotiales; Aspergillaceae
Exons: 1
Coding region: 1-1092 (363 amino acids)
Molecular function (GO): protein binding
Source: RefSeq, a predicted model, not a curated record
AUGGCCUCUGGCACAGCAUUUCGAUGCAAGAUCCCGAACGAGAGGGUUCUUUCUUCUCAAGAUUUGAAUCCUAAUCACGCCAAGAAAAGCAAAGCCCCACGAAAGAUGGCAACUGAAGUUAACUUGAUGCCGGCGCUUUUGUUCGACCUACUUCCCAUCGAAGUAUUACACAUGAUCCUCAUGAACCUUGACAUACUCAGCAUCAAGAAUUUCCGACGCGCCAACAAAACAGGAAGACUCGUAGUGGAAUCGCUGUCUGCAUACUCCCUGUUGAGGACUCACGCCUCCACCACGUUGCGCAUCAUAGACACCGUCAAGUACUCUCAACAUUGCCCUAUCGGUCAGCUCUUUGCGGAAUUCUGCCAUCCCUGGUGUCGAACGUGUGGCGAUUUCGGACCCUUCCUCUACCUCUUGAGACUGAGACGCUCUUGCUAUAAGUGCAAUUUCUUCGGAGAAGAGUACGCCGUGGCACGAACCACAGAUCUCCGCUUAUACUAUGGAUUGCCCCGACAGCAACUUCUACCGCUGCCAAUGAUCCAUAGUCUUAAACCAGGUAAAUAUUGCAUAGCCGAUGUUGUUCAAGCAAAGGCCUCUGGUAUGCGGCUCCAUGGAAGCGAGGAGAAUAUGAAGCGGAUAUUAGAGGAUACCAUGAAGAGACGCAAGGUGGAGCUCGACGCUCGGCUGGGGAGAUGGGGGAGGGAAGGCUACGGCCAAAAGCCCCGACCAGCAUCUACUGUGGGAAUAUAUUACAUUGAAAAUGGGGGGAACCAAGACUUGAGAAUGCAGGCGACGGUCACUUUUCCAUACUGGGAUCCCAAGACACAGAGACUGGAGCCAGGCGUCUAUUGCCGGGCCUGUACUUAUCGCUCGGAAGAAGUACUGAUGGAUACUUUGUAUUCAUAUAAAGAUACUCCAAGUCAAACGGCAUAUCACCGAGCAUUCUUAGAACGCGACAUUCCCGAGCAUUUUCGCACUUGCUCGGCGGUAAAGGAGGAGUACGAGUUUCAGGACCUUGAUCCAUAUCGUGAAUUGAAUUUCAAGAGAGAUGGGGUUGAUUUCGUUGUUGAACCUAAGGAGAGUACUGAUAUCUGA